Messenger RNA from Bombina bombina (fire-bellied toad), 696 nucleotides. Its product is annotated as gastrula zinc finger protein XlCGF7.1-like. The transcript has 2 exons. Gene Ontology annotation, molecular function: DNA-binding transcription repressor activity, RNA polymerase II-specific. The record is from RefSeq and is a predicted model, not a curated record. NCBI's taxonomy places the organism in Eukaryota, Metazoa, Chordata, Amphibia, Anura, Bombinatoridae. Bases 70 to 696 code for a protein of 208 amino acids. Gene Ontology annotation, biological process: negative regulation of transcription by RNA polymerase II.
UAUAAACCACACAUAUUUACUGAGUUUUCAAAACACAUUAAAGAAGAAACAUUUUUACAGUCUAGCCAAAUGAUUCAUACAAAGGAGCAACCAUUCAAAUCUACAGAAUGUGAGAAAAGCUUUAGAUCUAAGUCACAUCUACUAGAACACCACAAAAUGCACACAGGUGAGAAGCCACACACAUGUACUGAGUGCGGCAAAUGUUUUACACGAAUGGAUCAUCUGAAAACUCAUAAAAAGAAUCACACAGGAGAAAAGCCUUUCACAUGUACAGAGUGUGGAAAAAGCUUUACACAAAUAAGUGGUCUAAAAUAUCAUGAAAUGAAUCACACAGGGUUAAAGAUUUUCACAUGUAUAGAGUAUGGACAAAGUUUUACAAAAAAGAGUAAUCUGAAAAGUCAUGAAAAGAUUCACACAGGGGAAAAGCCUUUCCCAUGUACAGAGUGUGGGAAAAGUUUUAUACAAAUAAGUAGUCUGAAAAAGCAUGAAAUAUCUCUAGCACCAAGAUCCUCCAGUCGCAAUAAAAGGAAGGAUUUUUUAGAUUCAGGCGACAAGGAAGAAGAACCAGGAGAGGAAAGGGGAAGAAACAAAAAACUGGCGAGAGGCCGAGGACGAACACAAGUAGGCCAACAAGGGAAUUGGAGACCAACGAGGAGACCCCCGAGUCCAUUCUCACAGAUAAGAUUGAACAACUAA